Marchantia polymorpha subsp. ruderalis is the source of this 1075-nucleotide messenger RNA. Lineage: Eukaryota; Viridiplantae; Streptophyta; Marchantiopsida; Marchantiales; Marchantiaceae. The record is from the annotation of a GenBank genome assembly.
CUUCUCUGUCUUCUUCGACAAGCAGGGACCGUGCUGGAGCUGAGAUUCAGUAACCAGUUGGAUUGUUGCCGAUUCUCCAGGCAUCUCGUUACAGCAAAAUGAGGACGAAUCCUGAGUGGAAGAUUGGUGAGGGCAGGCGUCUGUCAUUUUGGCUCGUGCUGAUCGUUGUGAGUCUUUGCAGUGUGCAGUUCGUCGCUGUUUCAGGGAAUUCAGACCACCACGACAAGGAUUCUCCCCCGCCUCCAGUCCGGGAGAGGAACCCUCCUCCUCCUCCGGAAAAGUCUCCUCCGCCGCCUCCACCGAAAGACAAAUCUCCUCCCCCUCCAGUUAAGGAAAAAUCUCCUCCUCCUCCGCCUUCUCUUAAAGAUCAGUCCCCACCACCUCCAGUUAAGGAGAAAUCUCCUCCCCCUCCACUGAAGAAGGAGUCUCCUCCUCCGCCUCCUCCCCGAGCUAUGCUGAAUACUCCUCCACCUCCUCCGCCACGUAGACGGGACGAUGAUGACGGAGACAAGGAUGACGACGACGAGGAUGACGAUGACGACAAAGAUAACGGUGAUGACGACAACGAAGAGGACGAUGAUGACAAGGAUGAUGAUAAUGAUGACGGCGACAAAGAUGACCAUGACGACGACAAAGACGAUGACGACGAAGACAAGGAUCACGACGAUUAGAGAAGUCCCAUUGCGUGGUUUCGUCGGUAAUUCGCACGAGGUGAACUUCCCAAUCCACCGAAUGGUACCAAUUGUUGCUCCAGCCACGGUGAAACGUGACGGACAUCGUGGUGUCGAUUUUUAUGAUCUCUAGACAUCUGAAGGACCUGCUCAUCAUGCUCCGGUUUCCGAGUGGUGUACUAUGAGGACCCUGGAAUCUGCAAUGAACUAGAAACCUGAAUUUCUGUGAAUGCCAUCGAUUAUGAAACUGAAAUGUUCCGCACAGAAAUACAAUAAAGUCUGUGAUAGGGAUCUGCCUGGGCAGGAAUCUUUUACUUCCAUCACGAAAUUAAUGUAAAGACUCUACGUAUGCUCUGAUGGAAAUCCCCAUCUGCGACAUAUGCAAUGGAGCUUGCAGUAUAUUC